AGGUUGUAUGGCAGAUCCCCUCCUCCCCAUGUAACAACAUCUCACUUUCUCUUUAUAAAACCUCACUUCCCUUCCUUCCUUUCUCCUUCAUUCUCUCAUCAUCAUCGUCAUUUCCUUCUUCAGUAUUUCCUUCCUUGGUUUCUCUUCCAUCAUUUUGUGAUCUUCAUUACUCCUCCUGAGUCCUAAUUCACUAGCCCUUUCCUUUGUUUUCCUUAUCAGUCAGGCACUAGGCAAGCAAGGGCAUUGAAAAAUGUGUAGUUCAAAGGCCAAAGUGAGUAUAGGUAUUGAGGACUCCUCGGCGGCAACCCCACUGGUGAUGGCCAGAAUCAAUGGCCGGCCGGUGCUUCAACCGACUUGUAACCGAGUUCCUAACCUUGAGAGGAGGAAUUCCAUCAAGAAAGUGCCACCACCGAAGUCACUUUCUCCACCUACACCACAUCCAUUGUUCCCAGCCAAGACUUCAUUGACACCUCCAGUUUCUCCAAAGUCACUAAUUUCUCCAAAGUCCCCAAGGCCUCCAGCAAUCAAGAGAGGGAAUGACAGUAAUGGGCUGAACCUGAACUCAAGUUCUGAAAGGGUUAUAGUGCCAACCCCAAGAAACUCCAUGAAAGCUAAUCCUACUUUGGAGAGGAAGAAGUCAAAGAGUUUUAAGGAAGGGUCUUGUGGUUCUGUUGAGGCAUCUUUGAGCUAUUCUUCUUCUUUGAUCAUCGAGGCACCUGGAAGCAUUGCUGCUGUGAGGAGGGAACAGGUGGCUCUGCAACAAGCGCAGAGGAAAUUGAGGAUUGCCCAUUAUGGAAGAUCAAAAUACGCCAAGUUUGAAAGAGUUAUUCCUCUUGAUUCUUCAAGCAAUCUCUCAACAAAGACAAGUGAGGAGCAGAAAAGAUGCAGCUUUAUCACCAGCAAUUCAGAUCCCAUCUAUAUUGCUUAUCAUGAUGAGGAAUGGGGAGUUCCAGUUCAUGAUGACAAGAUGCUGUUCGAACUCCUGGUCCUAAGCAGUGCUCAGGUUGGAUCUGAUUGGACCUCAAUCUUGAAGAAACGCCAAGAUUUCAGGACUGCAUUUUCAGAGUUCAAUGCAGAAAUAGUGGCCAACUUGACAGAAAAGCAAAUGAUGGCUAUUAGUUUGGAAUAUGGGAUUGAUAUUAGCAGAGUUCGAGGUGUUGUUGACAAUGCUAACCGAAUUUUACAGCUGAAGGAGGAUUUUGGAACAUUUGACAAAUACAUAUGGGGCUUUGUGAAUCACAAACCUAUCUCCACUCAAUACAGGUUUGGCCACAAGAUCCCAGUGAAGACAUCUAAGUCAGAGACCAUAACCAAAGACAUGGUCAGAAGAGGUUUUCGGUUUGUUGGUCCGACCGUGGUUCACUCAUUCAUGCAAGCAGUCGGUCUAACCAAUGACCAUUUGAUCACUUGCCACAGACACUUGCAAUGCACCUUAAUGGCAGCUCGCCCCCACCCCCCACCACAGACCACUCUCCCUAGAACCAAAUCUCAACAAGAAAUUCUUAAAUAUCAUACAGCCUAUAUCAAUAUAAUGAUCAAGAUAUGACCUGCAUAACUAUAACUCAUUUAGGAUUGUUCAGAUUAAGUCUUGAACGUUAUAUCUACAUGUGCUAUAUGAUACGUGAGAAUUUCAAAAGUUGACAACAAGAGCUGAUAUAUGCUGAAGAGCAUAUAUACAAAAAGCAACCUGCUGAAGUGCUAAUUAUAGCUUGUGUAUAGUAUUAGAUUAAUUUGGGAGACAUUGUAAUGACGGUUUGGGUUUGAUUUAAAGCAUGCAUUUAAGAGGGGAAAAGGGUUUGAAAUGUGUUAUGAAGAGGUGGGAGAGUCAGGGGACAGAGGGCAUGUGCUUGUUCAACUGUGAAGGCGAGGGCAUGUGUGGGGUGUCAGUUAGCUUGCUUUAUGGGCAUGUGACCCUUCAGACUUCGCAUUAUUUAGUGCGCUUUAACAGCCUGUGUGUGAGAGAGGGAGGUACAUGUAGAGAGAGGGUGUGUAGGGGUCCACCUCUUCCUUCUUCUAUGUUUUUUUGUUCUGUUUUGUUUUGUUUGGGUUUUGUGCUGUCUAACUUUUUGGUUUUGGCUUAGUCCACAAUACACGUGGUUUUGGAGUUGGUGUGUAUCUUUUGAGUGAUGUUCAAUUCAUUGGCCAUGUGCUUCUCUGUACCAUUUGCUUACUAAUACAAGACUUUUUUCUCUCUAA
Messenger RNA from Prosopis cineraria, 2196 nucleotides. RefSeq lists its product as uncharacterized. The record is from RefSeq and is a predicted model, not a curated record. NCBI's taxonomy places the organism in Eukaryota, Viridiplantae, Streptophyta, Magnoliopsida, Fabales, Fabaceae. Bases 251 to 1546 code for a protein of 431 amino acids. The transcript is spliced from 5 exons. Gene Ontology annotation, molecular function: DNA-3-methyladenine glycosylase activity. Gene Ontology annotation, biological process: base-excision repair.